Messenger RNA from Neodiprion virginianus, 1843 nucleotides. RefSeq lists its product as uncharacterized. The transcript is spliced from 6 exons. Gene Ontology annotation, cellular component: membrane. The record is from RefSeq and is a predicted model, not a curated record. The coding region runs from base 350 to 1744 and encodes 464 amino acids. Gene Ontology annotation, biological process: heme export; transmembrane transport. Gene Ontology annotation, molecular function: heme transmembrane transporter activity; heme binding. Lineage: Eukaryota; Metazoa; Arthropoda; Insecta; Hymenoptera; Diprionidae.
UGUUAACUUUUUUUAGUAUCGCGUGUCACAAUAAUGAUUUUUUUACGUCAAGUUCAUCUCAAAUUCACAUGUCACGCCUUCGUUUCAACUCACAUGACGUACUCACAUCGUAACACAGCUGUGUUGGAUAGAAAAACAUUUUCAUUGUUAGUCACAAUAACCGUAUGGACAAGAACGGUGAUCCAUCUUCUAUUUGGAAUAGAAGUAAAUGAGCCUGAGAUGCCAUUCGUGACAGUGCCAUUUAGCCAUUCGGGUGAAAACUGUUAACAAAAAGUGGAGGAGAGUAAUCCUGAGUAUAGAAGCAAAGCCGAGGUGAAGCACAGCUUCUCAAACGUGCAGGAGUGUCGAUAUGACCGCAGGUGAAAAGAUCGAGUUGUCGCAAAGAAUUGAAGACACAUCGAUAGAGAAAUAUGAGAACUUUCUGAAACCAGACACGUUAGAAGUCAAAGUUUUCAAAAGACGGUGGCUCCAACUUGUCCUUUUCGUCCUUUUUAGUUCGUCGAACAGCGUUCAAUGGCUUCAGUACACCAUCAUCACGAACAUAGUAUGCCUGUACUACAACGUUUCGCGAUUCGCAGUCGCAUCGACGACCGUGGUGCUGAUGGUCUCGUACAUGCUGCUGCUGUUUCCGACCUCUUACCUGAUAAAUCGCAUAGGUUUAAGGUGGACGGUUGUAAUUGGGGCCACGGUGGCUUGCCUGGGAGCAUGGAUCAAGGUGUUUUCCGCAGCCCCGGAUCGCUUCGCAGUGACCUUGAUGGGCCAAUGCGUGGUUGCUGUAAGCCAGAGCUUCCUGUGUCCUGUGCCGGGUAAACUGGCUGCAUGCUGGUUUGGGAAGGACCAGGUGGCCCUGGCCACUGCCAUUGGGUACCACGCUAUCUGUUGCGGCAUCAUUAGCUGCUUCAUCGUCGUUCCGAUACUCGUAAAGAAUCACGAAAGUCUCGACGACAUCGGGAGUGAUUUAUCGUUGAUUUAUUGGAUAGUGGCAAUAUUCUGCACCGUCGUUUUCCUGGCUGUGUUUUUUCUUUUUCAGGAUGAACCAUCUCUGCCGCCAAGCGAGUCUAGGGCGCUUCAAAAAAUCAGGCGUGAAAGUUCCCCGGAGGGAUUUUUACCGCCGCUGAUGAGGGUACUGAGGAACAGGAAUUAUCUACUUAUAUGGCUUGCAUGGGGUCUUAAUACGAGCCUGUUAAACACAGCGUCGACAUUUUGCAACCCAUUCCUCGUUAAUCGUUUCAAGAACGUUGAUGCGGAGCUUGGAAAACUGGAACUGUUGUUUUGCCUCAUGGGAUUGAUUGGCUCGGUGAUCGUCGCUUCGAUUCUUGACAAGACAAAGCAAUUCAGAAUCAUUUUUACCGCGACGAGCGCUAUGGCGCUGCUUUUCGGUAUUUUAUAUGGUUUAAGUUAUUACUUGGAGAACAAAGUAAUGGUGUUCGUAUCCGGCGGGAUUCUUGCAUUUUUUUUGGGAAGCUACUGCGUCGUUGCAAUGGAGAUGUGCGUCGAAGCUACUUACCCGGAAUCCGAAGCUGUCGUAACCGGGAUUUUGACCAUGUCUAGUCAGCUCAACGGAAUAUGGAUAGUUCUAGUUACUAGCAAGGUACUGGAGGUAUACGGAGACAUUGCGGCGCACUCGAUUUUAUGCAGUGCGCUUGGCUUGGCAACUCUGUUGACGAUUUUUCACAAACCAGAGCUUCGCCGGCAAAAAGUCCAGAAAUAUGCAACAAGGUGUAAAAUAAAUGCCGUCCAGUGAGCCUCUUUUUAACUCUACAGAGAAGUUGAUACGUGGAACUAAUUAUCGUUCAGUUUGAAGCGAAUAAAAAUUGAACAACAGUUUCACUUGAUCCUCAGA